AUGAAUGGCAGACAGAGAUCUGGCGCCGCCGCGGUGCACCACCAGAGACAGCUCUCCGAUAACCUCCUCGACAUGUCUUCCUCCAAUGGCGGCAGAUGGCUCCAAUCCAAUGGUCUUCAGCAUUUCCAGUCAUCCGCCAAUGAUUACGGAUACUAUGCUGGUGGUGGACAAGGCGGCGGCCAAGCAACAAGAGGAUACCAAAAUGCUCAGAGAGGGUUUAAUGGAGGAAACGACUUCUUUGGGGAACCUACUACUCCUCAAUACGGUGCUCGUCCUUCGAAUCAGAGAAAGAACACUGAUGAGUCUGAGUUUAGCCCCGGGCUCUUAGAUCUGCAUUCUUUUGAUACUGAGCUUCUUCCUGAGAUUCCUGUCUCUAGCCAAUUAGAUGGCCCCUCAAUGUUCAAUCCUAGUCAAGGCCAAAGCUUUGAUGACUUUGAAGCUUACAACAAGCAGCCUAACCGUGGUCGCGUGUUGGCUGAAAACUUGGCUGCUGAGAAGGAAAGGAUGAACGCUGUUGCAAAGAUCAAAGUUGUUGUGCGUAAGAGACCUCUUAACAAAAAGGAGUCAACAAAAAAUGAGGAAGACAUUGUUGACACCCACGCCAAUUGCUUAACAGUUCAUGAAACUAAACUUAAGGUUGACUUAACAGCCUAUGUGGAAAAGCAUGAAUUUGUGUUUGAUGCUGUGCUAGAUGAGGAAGUUUCAAACGAUGAGGUUUAUCGUGAGACAGUAGAGCCUGUUGUCCCCUUAAUUUUUCAGCGCAUCAAGGCCACUUGCUUUGCGUAUGGGCAGACAGGUAGUGGUAAAACCUAUACUAUGAAGCCUUUGCCUCUUAAGGCUUCUCGGGAUAUCCUGAGGUUGAUGCACCACACAUACAGAAACCAAGGGUUUCAGUUGUUUGUCAGCUUCUUUGAGAUUUAUGGAGGAAAACUAUAUGAUCUACUCAGUGAGAGGAAGAAGUUGUGCAUGAGAGAGGAUGGUAAGCAGCAAGUGUGCAUCGUUGGUUUGCAAGAGUACAGAGUAUCUGAUACAGAUGCGAUUAUGGAACUUAUCGAGAGAGGAAGUGCAACAAGAAGUACUGGAACCACGGGUGCAAAUGAAGAAUCCUCUCGCUCACAUGCUAUACUUCAGCUCGCUAUCAAAAAAUCAGCAGAGGGAAAUCAGUCAAAGCCCCCACGUCUCGUUGGCAAGCUUUCUUUCAUCGAUCUUGCUGGAAGUGAGCGUGGUGCAGACACAACAGACAAUGACAAGCAGACAAGAUUGGAAGGAGCAGAGAUCAAUAAGAGCCUACUCGCCUUAAAGGAGUGUAUUAGAGCUCUGGAUAAUGAUCAAGGUCACAUCCCUUUUAGAGGCAGUAAGUUGACUGAAGUUCUCAGGGACUCUUUCAUGGGAAAUUCUCGUACUGUGAUGAUAUCUUGCAUAUCUCCAAGCUCUGGGUCAUGUGAGCACACCCUUAACACCUUAAGAUACGCGGACAGGGUUAAGAGUCUCUCGAAGGGAAACGGCUCUAAGAAAGAUGUAUCUUCGUCAACCAUAAACCUAAGGGAGUCCACAAAAAUUCCUCUGUCUUCCGCAAUUCCAACUCCAUCUAACUAUGAUGACGACGUGAACGAGAUGUGGACUGAAGAAAACGAUGACUUCGACGCAUCGGAUUACGAGCAAGAGAAACAAAUGUGGAAGAAAAACGGGAAGCCAGAGCCUUCUUAUAACGGUCUGGCACAGGAGAGAAUCCCGAAACCUUCUAUUCAGAUGAAGCCAAGAGAGAUGCCAAGGCCCGAUAUGAAGAAAUCAAACUCCGAUGACAAUCUAAAUGCACUUCUACAGGAAGAAGAAGACCUUGUGAAUGCCCACCGUAAACAAGUUGAGGACACCAUGAACAUCGUGAAAGAGGAGAUGAAUUUGCUGGUUGAAGCAGACCAACCCGGAAACCAGCUAGACGGUUACAUAUCAAGACUGAACACAAUUCUCUCUCAGAAGGCUGCAGGUAUACUCCAACUGCAGAACCGUCUUGCUCAUUUCCAGAAACGCCUUAGGGACCACAAUGUAUUGGUAUCUUCCUCUGGUUACUGA
Microthlaspi erraticum is the source of this 2070-nucleotide messenger RNA. The record is from the annotation of a GenBank genome assembly. NCBI's taxonomy places the organism in Eukaryota, Viridiplantae, Streptophyta, Magnoliopsida, Brassicales, Brassicaceae.